Pezoporus flaviventris is the source of this 665-nucleotide messenger RNA. It is a transcript of the gene TAF13, whose product is annotated as TATA-box binding protein associated factor 13. Gene Ontology annotation, biological process: transcription by RNA polymerase II. Lineage: Eukaryota; Metazoa; Chordata; Aves; Psittaciformes; Psittacidae. Gene Ontology annotation, molecular function: protein heterodimerization activity. Gene Ontology annotation, cellular component: transcription factor TFIID complex. Bases 71 to 445 code for a protein of 124 amino acids. The record is from RefSeq and is a predicted model, not a curated record. The transcript has 4 exons.
CCACGGGGGCGGGACUAGAGAAGCGGAAGCCCUUCCGGCCGCCCGGAAGCGCCCUGCGCGGUCUGGCAGCAUGGCUGAUGAAGAGGAGGACGCGCCGUUUGAAGAAGACGCGGAAGAAGCUGGAUGCGGCUUGGAUGGUGGACAAGGCAAGAGGAAGAGGCUGUUCUCCAAAGAACUAAGAUGCAUGAUGUAUGGAUUCGGGGAUGACCAGAACCCUUACACAGAGUCAGUGGACAUUCUUGAGGACCUGGUAAUAGAGUUUAUCACAGAAAUGACACACAAGGCCAUGUCAAUUGGACGGCAGGGUCGUGUACAGGUUGAGGACAUUGUCUUUCUGAUACGCAAGGACCCUCGGAAGUUUGCCAGAGUUAAAGACCUCCUAACUAUGAAUGAAGAACUGAAACGAGCCAGAAAGGCCUUUGAUGAAGCAAACUAUGGAUCCUGAUUCUGUGCACAAGUUGCACUGAGGCAUUAUUUGGGCACUUGCUGCCCAAAAGGAAGGAACAUCAUGCAUGUUGUUUGGAGGAACUAUUCAGAAUGGAGGUCACUGCUGGAAUGUCUGCCCUCACUCCCAGCCUUUUCUGAGAAGUAUUCAAGCAGCUGGAUGUUGUCUAUGUGGUAUACUUGGGUAUUUUUGUAUUGGUCUAUGAAUUGAGAAAAGAGCA